CAGUUUGGGAGCAGCUAUCAAAAAGGCUAGAAGGACUUUGUUCCCCAAUUUCACAUGAGCUUUAUUGCUUCAAACUACUGAGAUGAAGGGGGCGAGAUUAUUUUUCCUGCUUUCUAGUAUAUGGAGUGGAGGCAUUGGGCUUAACAACAGUAAGCUUUCUUGGACUUCACCUGAAGAUGAAAACUCCCAGAAGACUGUGACCUCUGCUUCAGUUCAUCUGACUAAAACACAAAGCUUCCCAAUGCUGCCAACCACUCAGGUCAUGUCGGCUGAGACAGCUACAAUUCCUGAGACAAGAACUUAUGAAGAAAAUCUUCUAAAAUCAGUAUUGCCUUCCUCGAAGACAAGCCCACAUCCUGAUGGUGUGAGAAACCAAACUCUCACACCCACAGAGACAACAAAAGAAGGAAUGGUAAUGUUACAAAAUCUUGCCAUUCCAACCAAAUCUAGCAUCAGGUUCAAUCCUGGAGCAGAGUCAGUGAUCCUUUCUAAUUCUACACUGAAAUUUCUUCAGAGCUUUGCCAGAAAGUCAAACCAACAACCAGUUUCUCCAAACUCAGUUGGUGGUGUGGGAAAUCUAUCCCCACGGGAAACAUACCUCAGCAGAGGGGACAGCAGUCCAAGCCAAAGAAGUGACUCUCAAAAAUCAAGCUUCGAAACAACGAGAGGAAAGAAUUGGUGUGCCUAUGUUCACACCAGGUUAUCUCCCACAGUGAUACUGGACAACCAGAUCACUUAUGUUCCAGGUGGGAGAGGACUCUGUGGCUGGACCAGUGGAUACUGUCCUCAAAGAUCACAGAAGAUAUCCAAUCCUAUCUAUAGGAUGCAGCAUAAAAUCGUUACCUCAUUGGACUGGAGGUGCUGUCCUGGAUACAGUGGACCAAAAUGUCAGCUGAAAGCCCAGGGACCGCCGCAACUGAUACACACCAGCCAGGCUGAAAGUCACGCAGCUAUUGGCAGAGGGGCAGCUGAGCAACAGCAGCACCAGCAGCAGCAAGACUGUGGUGACCCAGCAGUGAUGCAAAAGCUAUCUGACCAGAUGAACUCCCAGGCAAUGAAACUGACUCUUUUACAGAAGAAGAUUGACAACAUUUCUUUGACUGUGAAUGAUGUUAGGAACACUUACUCCUCUCUAGAAGAGAAAAUCAGUGAGGAUAAAGGCAGAGAAUUUCAAUCUUUUCUUAAAGGUCUAAAAUCUAAAAGUGUCAAUGACCUGGUAAAGGGCAUAGUAAGAGAACAAUUUAAAAAUUUUCAAAAUGACAUGCAAGAGACUGUCGCACAGCUUUUCAAGACUGUAUCAAGUCUGUCAGAGGACCUUGAAAACACCAGGCAAAUAAUUCAAAAAGUUAAUGAAUCUGUGGUUUCAAUAGCAGUCCAGCAAAAGUUUGUUCUAAUGCAAGAAAAUAGGCCCACUUUGACAGAUAUAGCAGAUCUAAGAAAUCACAUUGUGAAUGUAAGGCAGGAAAUGACUUUUACAUGUGAGAAACCUAUUAAAGAACUGGAAACAAAGCAGUCUCAUUUAGAAGGUGCUCUAGAACAGGAACAUUCAUGGAACGUUCUGCAUUAUGAAUCUCUCAAUAAGACUCUUUCUAAAAUGAAGGAAGUACAUGAGCAGCUUUUAUCAUCUGAACAAGUAUCACACCAGAAGAAUGUUCCAGCUGCUGAAUCAGUCAGCAAUAAUGUUACUGAGUACGUGUCUACUCUACAUCAAAAUAUAAAGAAGCAGGGUUUGAUGAUGCUGCAGUUAUUGGAUAAUUUGCACAUUCAGGAAAGCAAGAUUAACAAUCUCACUAUUGCUUUGGAGAUAGAGAAAGAAUCUGUCAGAAGUGAAUGUGAAGAUAUGUUAUCCAAAUGCAGAAAUGAUUUUAAAUUUCAGCUUAAGGGCACAGAAGAGAAUGUACUUGUAUUAAACCAAACAUUGGCUGAGGUUCUCUUUCCAAUGGACAAUAAGAUGGAUAAAAUGAACGAGCAGCUAAAUGAUCUGACUUAUGAUAUGGAGAUUCUUCAACCCUUGCUUGAGCAGGGACCAUCACUUAGACAGACAAUGACAUAUGAACGGCCAAAGGAAGCAGUAGUUGUAAGGAAAAGGGUAGAAAAUCUGACCAGUGCUGUCAAUAGUCUAAGUUUUCUUAUCAAAGAACUUACAAAAAGACACAGCUUACUUAGAAAUGAAGUACAGAGUCGCGGUGAUGCCUUAGAAAGACGUGUCAGCGAAUAUGCCUUAGAAAUGGAAGAUGGCCUAAAUAAGACAAUGACAAUUAUAAAUAAUGCCAUUGAUUUCAUACAAGAUAACUAUGUGCUAAAAAAGACGUUAAGUACUAUUAAGGGUAAUCUCAAGGUCCACAAAUGUGCUUCAGAUAUGAAAGAUAUUUUGGCGUUUAUCCCUCAGUUCCAACGUUUGAACGAUUCUAUUCAGAUUUUGGCCAAUGACAAUCAGAGAUAUAACGUUGUUCUGCAGGUUGCCAAGGCCCUUGCAGAUACUCCUAAAGAUAAGAAACUAAGUCAGUUCAACUAUCAAAAGAUUUAUCAAAUGUUCAAUGAAACCACUUCCCAAGUGACAAAAUUCCAGCAGAAUAUGAGUCAUUUAGAAGAAAAAAUACUCUUAGCCACUAAGAUUUCCAAAAAUGUUGAAACUCGACUGCAAGGCAUGGAGUCUAAAGUGACCCAGACACUCAUACCUUAUUAUAUUUCACUUAAAAAAGGCAGUGUGGCUGCAAGUGAGAGAGAUCAGGCUCUUCAACUGCAAGUAUUAAAUUCUAGAUUUAAGGCACUGGAAGCAAAAUCCAUCCAUCUUUCAAUUAACUUCUCUUUGCUUAACAAAACUCUCCACGAAGUUUUAACAAUGUGCCAUAAUGCUUCUACAAGUAUGUUGGAACUCAAUGCUACCAUACCUAAGUGGAUGAAAGGUUCCCUGCCUGAUAUACAGCUUCUUCAGAAACAUCUGACAGAAUUUGUGGGUCCAAUGAUUGAAAUAAAAACUCAAGCUGCUCUAUCUAAUUUAACUCGGUAUAUAGAUCAAUCAUUAUCUGAUAGUCUGGCAAAUGUUGUCAAGUCUCAGAAGCAAGUAAAAUCAUUGUUGAAGAAACAAAAUACACUUAAGAAGCCAACCGUGAAUCUUACCACUGUCCUGAUAGGCCGGGCUCAAAGAAACACAGACAACAUUAUAUACCCUGAGGAGUAUUCAGCCUGUAGUAGGUUCCCAUGUCAGAAUGGGGGCACGUGUAUAAAUGACCAAACUGGCUUCACCUGUGCCUGCCGGCAUCCUUUCACCGGUGACAACUGCACUAUCAAGCUGGUGGACGAAAAUGCCUUAGCUCCAGAUUUUUCCAAAGGAUCUUACAGAUAUGCACCAAUGGUGGCAUUUUUCACAUCUCAUACAUAUGGAAUGACCACACCUGGUCCUAUCCUGUUUAAUAAUUUGGCUGUCAAUUAUGGAGCUUCAUAUACCCCCAGAACUGGAAAAUUCAGAAUUCCAUAUCUUGGAGUGUAUGUCUUCAAGUAUACCAUUGAGUCAUUUAGUGCUCACAUCUCUGGAUUUUUAGUGGUUGAUGGAGUAGACAAGCUUGCAUUUGAGUCUGAAAAUAUUAACAGUGAAAUACACUGUGACAGGGUUUUGACUGGGGAUGCAUUAUUAGAAUUAAAUUAUGGGCAAGAAGUCUGGUUGAGACUUGUGAAAGGAACAAUUCCAGCCAGGUUUCCCCCUGCUACUACAUUUAGUGGUUACUUGUUGUAUCGUACAUAGGUUAGUAUGAAAAACAGACAGUCAUCUUUAUUGAGAAACAGCUAGUGUUAUUAUUUACCUUUGAAUGCACAUCAGCUCUGUUUUGAUUUUUCUACAUGAAAUGAAAGCUAAUUUCUUUUUAAACGUGAGUAAAGUUGUAUUUUUUUACUUUAUAAAACUUUGAAUAUCUGUUGAAUGUCCUGUAAAUGAAGACAUUCUUCCUUCUAAAAAAAUUUAGUGGCACAGGAAACAAAGUGAACUUGUUAGCAUAACUAUUUCUUUUUUGUUGUUGUUCCUUCAUUGUAAGUCAUUCCAUUAUAAAGUAAUAUUAUAAAAUGGCUAUCAUGCAAUAUUAUCAGUCACAGUAUUCUUUCCAAUAAAACAUUUAACUUUGUUAUUCCCUGUGUAUAUAAGCAUGUAACAAAUGUUUCCUAGAUUCACAAAUUCAAAUAAAUUACUCAAA
This is a messenger RNA of Carlito syrichta (Philippine tarsier), 4184 nucleotides long. It is a transcript of the gene MMRN1, whose product is annotated as multimerin 1. The transcript has 8 exons. The record is from RefSeq and is a predicted model, not a curated record. Lineage: Eukaryota; Metazoa; Chordata; Mammalia; Primates; Tarsiidae. Gene Ontology annotation, molecular function: extracellular matrix constituent conferring elasticity; calcium ion binding; protein binding. The coding region runs from base 83 to 3742 and encodes 1219 amino acids.